GGGGGCAGGCUGGUGGGAGCUAGGCCACAAUCAGUCUGGUAUCGGCUCCAGCGAAGUUCGCCUCUCUAGUACUGCCACUAUCGUGCGAACGAAGUAUGUCCCUCUGCGGCCUGGCCUGGCUGGCCGUAUGCUUCUCAGCUGCCAGCUCCCGCAGGCCAGAAUACUUCAACCGGAUGGUCAUUGAGGAGGACAAGCUCUUUUCCGCCUUCAUAUAUCCAGGGAAGGCAGUCAGUUUCUUCUACCUCCUUCAACAAGACGAAGUUUCAAUCCUCAGCUUCACAGUGACGCCUUGCACUGCUCCGGUAGCAUGGGACAUCGUUGUGAGGAAUUCGAAUGAAACUGGAAAAGGAUUCAUCCUCGUGGAUCUCAAUGCAAUUUCCAAAUCUUGGGUAUGCAAAUUCGAGGACAUAAAAUCACCAUGUCAGAGACCAAUUGACACACCACUAGCUCCAGAAAAGUCCUCCUGUAGCCUUGCUAGGAACUCCUUGCUUGAUAAGAUCAUCUUUGCAUGCUGUUCUAGUUGUGCUAUGGAGGAGGCGGACGGGGAAGUUGCUCGGCCGUCCGACGAAGCACCUAGGGUGAGAGUGCUGUCUCCUGCCUACAAGGGGCUUUACACCGUUCAGCUGAUGGUCCAAGAGGAGUCCUGGGUCCAGAUGUACGUCACCUACCUCAGCCACCCCAGUCAGCUUAGGCCCGUCUCCAGGCUCCAUCUCGUCAACAGGAGGACUCAGGGUCAAGUCUUCAUCAGGUGGCAGCAGACGACAGUGGAUCCCGACGAGACGGAAUUCGUGAUAGUGGUCCAUCGCGGACAAGACGCCUUGCAGAGCCUGUGCAAGGCGGGAGGAGAGCUGUUCGGGGUCCAGAGGCCCAAGGAGUGGACCCCGCCCCCCGGGAUAGGAUCCGGGGGGCCCCGCCCGCCCCAUCGCGGUGACAUAGUCAUUCAUCGGGUUGGGAAUAGAACGAGCUGGGUGGUGCGGGGUUUGGAAGCCAAGAAGCGGUACCACAUCGAAGUGUUCGCCGUCAACUCUGCGACCAACUUCAGCUACAGGUACGCCGUGGCCUCCAACGUCACUUACCGGAGGCCCAAACCUCUUCCGCUCCAGGACCGCAAGCAGGCCAUAGCGGAACUGAGGAGGUCGGAACCCAGGGCAGCCUUCAGGUUCAAGGCAGGAAGUCAGCUGGAAGUUGGAGUGACCGCAUGCGGCAGCGGAGGUAGCGUCCUCGCAGAGCUGCGCCAGAGAGGUUCCGCUGUCGGGGACAAAGCGACCAUCAUGGGCCAUGGGGUCCUCAGGGUUGCCAAUCCUCAGCAAGGGUCUGUCUUCGUCCUAAGACUCAGGCUGCCACCUCAAGUACGCGCAGCGCAUGUUCAGGUGACUGCUACGACGAAGGGUCUUGAUGAUCCAGUACUUCCUGAGCUGGCGGUAGUUCACGAGUAUAAGGGACUCCGGACAUGCAACCAGCUGACCCUGGGUUGGGUUCCAGUCCACGGGGAGGCGGUGUACUGCAUCACUGCUACCCAGGUGAGGAGGAAAGAUGUCUUCCAUCAGAUGCCUGACCAGUGUGCCGUCGAACAGGCCCUCAACUCGAUCGCAUACUCGGUGCUUCAGACGGUAAUAACUGAACCAGUAACCAAUCUGAAACCUGGAAAGCAAUACGACAUUCAGGUCUCCGUGAAAAAAGGCAACUCCAAAGUCUUAUCGUAUGAACUUAUCAGGGUGCGGACGAAGAACUCUUGCAAAUAGGAACAAGAAAGGCCUUUUUAUUUCUCUUAAUAAGUCUGAUUUUAAGCAAAAUGAUUUGACUGAUUUUUAGUUAUUACUUUACAAUUUAAGUCAAUUAGGUAGCCUAAAGUGUACAUACAUAUUUAUAUUUAUUGAAGUAUUAUUUGAAUUAAUUUAUUAUGUAUUUCAAACGCUUGAGUAAAAAAUUAAUAGUAAUAGAAUACAAUCGCUAUGAAAAGACAAUAAUUUAAAACUUGAAAAGUUUGGAUUGAUUUUUGUAUAGGAGUAUUUGAUAAAACGAGGUGUUGUAAAUAGAUUUUUAAUGAAAGUGUAGAUGAUGGUAGUUUAUCUUUUUUAAUUUAUUUAUUUAUUAUAUUUUUUACAAAGUCUUUAGCAUAAUUCUGCCAUAAUUAUCUUCUUUUUUUUUUAAUUUGUAUCAUUCCCUUGUACUAAGUUAAGUAUUUUGAUAGACUAAGUGCCAUAGGCUAUUAGCUAGUAAUUUACCAAUUCAAUACAAUUAUAUUUAAUUUUUUUGUUUAUUUAAUUCAAAUAAACACAUUCAAAUUAUCUAGAAAAUUUUCUCAUUUUAACCUAUGAAAAUUUGGCAUGUGUUAUAAAAUAUGUUUGUAUACAUAACAGAGUAUAUAAACACUAGAAAUGUCUUUAUACUAGUUUAUUAAAGAUUUGAUUAAUCAUUCAUUGCUUUAUU
This is a messenger RNA of Nezara viridula (southern green stink bug), 2430 nucleotides long. The record is from the annotation of a GenBank genome assembly. NCBI's taxonomy places the organism in Eukaryota, Metazoa, Arthropoda, Insecta, Hemiptera, Pentatomidae.